AUGACCAUGAAGCAGCAGGGUACCAACACUGGCCAGCAGCGCUGGCGCAUGUCGAUACAGCUCCAGGAUAGAGCACAAAACAAGGAGAGCGGGGAAAAUCGCGCUGAGCACUUAGGCCCUGCUCAACACGCGACACCAGCCACGCCGACCUCACGACACCCGAGCUCUGAUAUUACCAAUGCUGCGAGGAGCUGGGAUCCUCCUGAAUUUCCGAUGACGAGGCCAUACACGAGAUCUGAGUCCCCUAUAGACUCUUCAGCAUUGCAAAUAGCACUGCCCCCUGCAAUGCAGAGUUUCUCUGCGCCACAUGACGGCUUCUUUUAUUCUCCUGACAACCCUUUCGAUGCAGAGCCUGUCGUUUUGGGCCAGACGCGGCAUCAAGAAUAUGCGGAGUCUGAUGAUGUUCCGUUGACAUCUCAAGCACAGCCGAUUUCCGGAGCCUUUGAUCGAACCGAGCCGACGUCACAUGGUAGCCUGUCUCGUUCAUUUGAUCUGGGAAAUGGCAUUUCGAGAGGGAGGCAGACACUGCGAGCGUCUGACCAAAAGCCGCCGAGUCUUGCUAGCAGUCCAAACCGCGCUUAUGGUAUGACGCUUACUCCCGGCGAAGCAGGUCCAUCUCGCUCGCCAUCUCCAUCGGGGGCAUUCCGUCGCGCUAGCUCGAUUGUGCGCGCAAUGUCACAAAGAGUGGUCAAUAUCAGCGGAGAAAGCGAGGUUGCAGUUAACCAGCGAGUGUCAUUACAAGCGGCAAGGACCUCUCGAACAUCCGAGGGCCUAAUCUAUGAACACAAUGCAGGUGGUAUGAAUUCAAUACACAGGAAUACUUCAUACCAGCCCCAGGUUGUUGAACCAGCAGGAGAGAAACAAAUUGUCCCUGGCUCUCUUGCAGCUUUACCGCGACGGCCGCCUGGAAAUUUCGUCAACCCGUUGAAAGGACACUCGCUUGGAGUAUUUUCCCCUCAGAGCAAACUCCGGCUCCGACUUUGCGAUGCUCUUGUGAAUCCAUACACUGAGCCCAUCAUCUUAUUGUUGAUCGUUCUUCAAGCUGUUCUGCUGGCUGUUGAAUCUGGACCAAGUGUAUUCACGCCAGGCCAUGAACGAUCCGAGCGUUUUGGUGGCAAGGUAAUGGAUUGGGCAAUGCUAGUCCUUUUCAUAGUAUUCACCCUAGAGAUAGGAGCGCGUAUAGUUGUAUCGGGUCUGGUCAUUAAUGCAGCAGAGUAUAGCACGAUCGAUCGCAAGAAAGGAGUCCGUGCCAUCAUCUCAGAACAAUAUCGAACUUUUUUUCAGCCCCAACCUCAGCGGUCAGUGAAAGCUCAUCGCCAAAUUCAUCCUGAUCAACCAACCAUCACUCGAUCUUUUACGACCUUUAUGCAUGGGCCUUCAGAUGCUCCAGAAACUGUGGAAGCUCAGAUGCGUUUCCAGCUUGCGCGGCGCGCAUUCUUGCGGCAUUCCUUCAACAGAUUGGAUCUGAUUGCUGUUGUUUCAUUCUGGGUAGCAUUCAUCUUGGGUAUCACUGGCCUAGAAAGUCGGCAUCACUUGUACAUCUUCAAAAUGCUCAGCUGUCUCCGCAUUCUGCGCUUGCUUUCGCUUACGCAUGGCACAGCAAUCAUUCUGCGUAGUCUCAAAAAGGCUGCACCACUGCUUGUACGUGUUGCUUUUCUUCUAUGCUUCUUUUGGCUCUUGUUUGCCAUCAUCGGCGUUCAAAGCUUCAAGGCCAGUUUUAGUCGUCAAUGCAUUUGGCUAGACCCUUCUCAACCGACAAAUUUAUCGGCCGCCUUUACGAAUGACGAUCAGCUCUGUGGAGGUUAUUUGAGUAACGAAACUGGUACUAUCAUGCCUUGGGUCAAGUUUGGGAAUUCCAACUCUUUGGAAGGUCUGGUUCCUGGAGCAGGCAAGGGUAAGGGAUUCAUUUGCCCCCGGGGGUCUCUUUGCCUCCAGCAAGACAACCCGUCUAAUGGCACGGUGAAUUUCGACAACAUCUUGCAAUCUUUGGAGCUAGUUUUUGUCAUCAUGAGCGCAAAUACCUUUUCGGAUCUUAUGUAUCAGGCGAUGGCUUCCGACUAUCAGCAGGCCGCACUCUUCUUUGGCGCUGGAAUCAUGAUCAUGACCCUCUGGCUCACCAACCUUCUCAUUGCGGUAAUUACCUCCUCUUUCCAAAUUAUCCGGGAAGAGAGCAAGGGAAGCGCGUUCACCUCAGAUCAUCGAUCACCCAUUCAGCCACACUUUGAUGAUCGUACUCGAAAAUCGACACUGCAACGUGUCGUCGAGAAGACUAAGCUGCUUUUCACCUUGAUCAUCGUCUUCGGAUUAAUAUGCCAAGCUUGCCGCAGCGCUAGAAUGUCGCCCUCUCGCGAGAAAUUCAUCAACGGUGCUGAAAUUGCAGUUACGCUUCUUCUAGAUGUUGAGUUAUCAGCGCGGCUGGCUUCAAAUUGGAGAAAUUUCCACCGAAGCUGGGCGAGUUUGUUUGAUCUCGGGCUGGCAACCAUCACUACUGUCAUACUUAUUCCACCAAUUCGCCACACACCAGCAUACUGGUGGCUCACAGUCUUUCAAAUUGUUCGAGCCUACCGAAUCGUGUUGGCGGUGCCGAUGACCCGAAAACUUAUCCUACUUGUGCUCGGAAACGCCGCUGGUAUUGCGAACCUGAUGCUCUUUGUCUUUUUGAUGACGUUUCUCGUUUCCAUCUUUGCUUCACAGCUGUUUCGGGGGGAGAUCCCGGUGUUCAAUGAAGGUGGCGAACUCAAUCGCGUAUCCUUCUUUACUAUCUAUAACUCCUUUCUGGGGAUGUACCAAAUAUUGUCCAGUGAAAAUUGGACCGACAUACUCUACUCGGUUACGUCUUAUGCGCAUGGCUAUAAAACUGGCUGGAUUGGCGCCACAUUCCUCAUUGGCUGGUUUACGCUAUCGUACUUCAUCUUGGUAAACAUGUUCAUUGCUGUCAUCCAAGAAAACUUUGAUGUAUCAGAGGAUGAGAAGCGCCUUGAGCAGGUCAAGGCCUUCCUACAGCGCAAGGAACUUGGCCACAAUGCAAGCAAUCUCGCACUUUCAUCAAUAUUCAAUCUGGCCAAGUCUCGUCGCCGGCGUGAUCCUUUGGACUAUGGUCCCGCCAUGAUGGAAAUGCUUCUCAAGGAUGCGGUAGUCCGUGAGUUUCUUGAUGAUGAGAAUGCGGAGCCUCUGCAAGUCUCCCCAGAAAACGACGGGGCCGGCCGGUUCCCAUCAACCUUGCCGCGAAACUCGAGCUCUGGCUUGGUCGGCGUCUGGCAAAGGUUCAAAAACAAGUUUACAGACCAGGAACCUAACCCAUUCUAUACAAGCAUUAAGUUUGAUGGACCGAAUGAUACGUUGGACCCGCGACAAAUGGCUCGCCAGGUUGUAUCUGCAACAGCUGCAAGGCGCAAAGCCCAAAGAGGAUAUCUCACGAGACACCCGAAUUACAACACGACAUUGUAUUUGUUUCCACCAACCAGCAAACUCCGAAGAUUUUGCCAGAGACUUGUAGGCCCUGCCAGAGGCUUUGAACGAGUCGACGGAGUUGACCCUAACAAGGUCGCGUGGUAUGCGCUUUCGGCCUUUGUAUAUGCCUGCGUCGUGGCCAUGGUGGUGAUUGCUUGUGUCACAACCCCACUUUAUCAGCGAGAAUACAGAGAAGUGCACCAAGCAGAUAACCUUAACUGGUUUGUUUGGACGGAUUUAGCAUUCGUGCUUGUGUUCACGCUGGAGGCCGCCAUCAAAAUGAUCGCAGACGGCGCAUUUUGGACCCCAAACGCGUAUCUACGGAGCCUGUGGGGAGUCAUGGACACAUUGGUCUUGGUGACACUCUGGAUCAAUGUUGUUACACUAUUCAUCAAUGAUGGAGCCAUCUCCCGAGCGGUAGGAGCUUUUAAAGCAUUGAGAGCUCUACGGCUCCUGAAUGUCAGCAACAGCGCCCGAGACACAUUCCAUGCGGUCAUCAUCAUUGGUUGGUGGAAGAUUUUCGGCGCUGCUUUCGUUUCGAUCUCUUUGCUCAUCCCAUUUGCGAUUUACGGGCUGAACAUCUUCAACGGCAAAAUGAUAUCGUGUAAUGACGGCGACGGCAUAACACGACUGGCCCAAUGCUUUGGCGAAUAUGGUAGCACCCCUUUCAAGGAUGAUUGGGUGAUGCUAGCUCCCCGCGUAGCAGACAACUCAUAUUUCAAGUUCGAUGACUUUGGUUCAUCGCUGUUUACGCUCUAUCAAAUUGUCAGCCAAGAAGGGUGGACAGAUGUGUCAUUCGCAGCACAAGCCAUUACAGGCCGAGGAUUGCAGCCCCAAGACCUUGCCGCACAGGGUAAUGCCAUGUUCUUUGUUGUGUUCAACCUAUUAGCCACCGUCUUUAUCCUUACAUUGUUCAUAUCCGUUUUCAUGCGCAAUUAUACCGAACAAACUGGCGUUGCCUUUUUGACAGCAGAGCAGCGAUCCUGGCUAGAACUGAAGAAGCUCUUGAGACGGAUCUCUCCAUCUAAGAGCUCUUACGAUGACAAGGGCAAAGAGUGGAAGCGAUGGUGCCACAAGAGAGCCAUAGAGAAACGUGGCAAGUGGUAUCGGAUGAUCACAGUGGUGCUCGUUCUUCACCUCGUCCUUCUCAUCGCAGAAUUCAAUAACGAACCGCGAUGGUGGGCUAGAACACGAGAAUUUGUAUCCUUGUUGUUCAUCCUGAUCUACAUGAGCAAUAUCGCGAUACGCAUAUUUGGGCUUGGUUGGAGCAGAUUCAGGAAAAGUUCAUGGGACCUGUAUGCUUUAGUCGUGGUUUCCGGGGCAUUUAUCGCCACCCUUUCGCUUCUGAUUGCCAGUACUCGUGGUCAGGCCUACGAACAGCUGUACAAGACAUUCUUGGUGGCUAUCAUUCUCUUGCUGAUACCACGAAAUGACGCAUUGGAUCAGCUCUUCAAAACCGCGGCGGCAAGUCUGACGGUCAUUAGCAACUUGCUAGCCACCUGGCUCGUUCUAUUCUUGGUAUUUGCUAUCGCAAUGACGCAGGCCUUCAGCUUAACUCGCUUUGGUGGGCAAGAAACGAGUGACUUGAAUUUCCGUACAGUGCCCAAUGCCCUGAUUCUUCUAUUUCGAAUGAGUCUGGGAGAAGGUUGGAACGAAAUUAUGGAAGACUAUGCCGGUAUUGAGCCACCUCUUUGCGUGAAGGACUCAACCUUCUUCGACAGUGAUUGUGGAAGCAAGCCUUGGGCGCGAAUACUCUUUGUGGGUUGGAACAUUAUCAGCAUGUACAUCUUCGUCAACCUCUUCGUUUCUCUAAUCUAUGAGAGCUUCAGCUAUGUCUACCAGCGAUCCAGCAGCAUGGCAGUCGUUGACAGAGACGAGAUUCGUCGCUUCAAAGAAGCAUGGAGAAGCGUUGAUUCUGCAGGAACUGGCUAUAUUACAAAGAGUCAAUUUCCGCGCCUGCUUGGUGAGCUCUCUGGUAUUUUCCAAAUGAGAAUCUACGAUCCCGAAGACUCUGUCUCCCAGAUCCUUGACCACGUGCGAAACGACGGAGGAAUGUCGCGACAUUCCUCCGUCGUGGUCUCAAAAACCGGUAGCGAGAUCGACCUCGGCAAACUCAAUAAAAGAUUAAUGAAUCUUGACAUCGAGAGAAUCCGAACCAGGCGCCGCGUCUUCAAUAUAUUUUUUGAAGAAGUCCUGGUUGCAGCAGAUCCUGACAGAGGCAUCGCAUUCUCGGAUGUUCUACUUACUCUAGCUCACUAUAAAAUCAUCAAUGAUAGCAAGAGCCUCAGACUCGAAGAAUUUCUACGACGAAGAGCUCGACUUCAGCGUGUGGAUGAGGAAAUUCGACGAAGAAUUGUCUUAGGAUUCUUCGAUACUUUAUACUGGUCCAGAAAGUUCAAACAGCAUAUGUGCAUGAAGCGUUCGGCGCGUAUGACAAUGGUCCCUCAGUUGAGCGUGCCCGAAAUUUUAGUUGACGACGAGGAGUCAAACGUGAACACAGCUGCCGGUACUUCCGAUAAAACAAAUCGACCGUUGCUUCCAAGUCUGAAUACGAAUUUGGAGACGCCCAAGAAACCAUCGAUCUGGGCCGCCGAAAUCUCACCGAGAGACUCCGGGGUUCAGCACCCAUUGAGUUUUCCCAGGACAUCUGGCGAAGGAUUAUCCCCACCAGUCAGUCCUAUGCGGACGGAUUUCCAACUCAGCCCUUCGGAUGCCUCUAACGCGGAUUCCGAACGCAGAGGUCGAUCUCUAAGCCCUGCGCAAGCCCGUGGCAUGUUGGAUGAUUCCGUCUGGGUGGAAAGUAUCAGGAAGAGCAAGACUCUUCGACAUUCAAACAAAAGCACCUAUAGAUAUGGCGACCUUGAUUGA
This is a messenger RNA of Beauveria bassiana ARSEF 2860, 6318 nucleotides long. Its product is annotated as ion transporter. The record is from RefSeq and is a predicted model, not a curated record. Gene Ontology annotation, molecular function: calcium ion binding; high voltage-gated calcium channel activity. Gene Ontology annotation, biological process: calcium ion import across plasma membrane. NCBI's taxonomy places the organism in Eukaryota, Fungi, Ascomycota, Sordariomycetes, Hypocreales, Cordycipitaceae. Gene Ontology annotation, cellular component: voltage-gated calcium channel complex; membrane. Bases 1 to 6318 code for a protein of 2105 amino acids. The transcript is spliced from 4 exons.